AUGGCCUCCUCCUAUCAAGCCAACCCCCAAUCCUACCAAAGCCAUGCGGCGUCACAUCGGCAAGUUCCUUCAUACAACCCGGUAGCUGCAUUAAAUGCGCCCGCGGGUACCUUCCUACCGGGUACCAAAGUCCAGGUCGGUAGCCAUCGAGUCGUUGUCGAGAAGUACCUCUCCGAAGGCGGGUUCGCGCACGUCUACGUCGUGCGACUCUCACAGCCUGUCGAUGGCUCCGACAAAGCUGUUCUGAAGCGUGUAGCAGUUCCCGACAAGUCUGCGCUCGCAAACAUGCGGACCGAGGUUGAGACUAUGAAGAAGCUCAAGGGCCACCGCCACAUCGUCAAGUACAUCGAUUCCCAUGCCUCGCAGCUCAAGGGCGGCGGAUACGAAGUGUUUCUUGUUAUGGAAUACUGCGCGGGUGGAGGAUUGAUAGAUUUCAUGAAUACCCGGUUGCAGAACAGGCUGACGGAGCCGGAGGUCAUCAAGAUCUUCUCCGAUGUCGCCGAAGGUGUCGCUUGCAUGCACUAUCUCAAGCCUCCUUUAUUGCACCGGGAUCUCAAAGUGGAGAACGUUUUGAUAUCUCGCCAGGGAAGUUCUGUUCUUUACAAGCUCUGUGAUUUUGGAUCAGCUGCGCCUCCGCGUCCCGCCGCAACAUCGGCUGCGGAGGGGCGUUUGAUUGAGGACGACGUACAACGACACACAACGUUACAAUAUCGAAGCCCGGAGAUGAUUGACGUAUACCGGAAGCAGCCGAUUGAUGAGAAAAGUGAUAUUUGGGCGCUGGGAGUUCUCCUUUACAAGCUCUGCUACUACACAACGCCCUUUGAGGAAGUGGGGCAAAUGGCCAUUCUCAAUGCUUCCUACAAGUUUCCCGCCUAUCCACCCUUUUCGAGUCGUCUGAAGAUCAUCGAUGCUCAAAGAAAGCCCGCAGAAACGCCCGAAUAUCUAUCAAGUUCUGAGCGAAGUCUGUCAAAUGCAAGGAAGAGAGGUUCCCAUUCAAGAUGUAUGACUAUACUAUAUAUGGGGCGCGAACCAAGGCUGACAUCAAUAGAUUUAUGCCCAUCGAUCUACAUCCGAAGCCCGGCGAUACCAAGAACUUCCCCCGUCCCCUACGGAGACACCACAAGUCGGCGCUGUGUUCUCUCCACCGAUCCAGGAGACUCAGAUCAGUAUUCCUGA
Molecule: messenger RNA, 1176 nt
Organism: Aspergillus calidoustus
Lineage: Eukaryota; Fungi; Ascomycota; Eurotiomycetes; Eurotiales; Aspergillaceae
Source: the annotation of a GenBank genome assembly